CUGAUGCGGUAUUUGAUAUUACAGAAAAAUGUGGUGAAAUUCUGGAUGCAGAAAUGGCUGAGGACACUGACCACAACUUAACACCUGCCCUCGACAGCAUAUCUUACGGAAUACAGAAUCGAACAGGAUCUGAAAACUCAUUGCUGGAUGAUGAUGAUGAUGAUUAUUUUCUGAACUCUGGGGAUCUUGCAGGCAUACCUGUUGUUGGGAGUGACAACGAAGACGAUCAAAAUUUCAAUCCAAAAGACACUCUUUCUUCAGCGAUUCAUGAUGAAGACCAUCUGGAAGAGGGCAAGAGAGUUACAGAACAUGAAUUGGACAGUGAAAAAGAAAUUCAGAUUCAGAAUGCAAUCCAAAAGGAUCUCAAUUCACCAUUUGAGCAGGGCCCUGUAUUUAAAUCAAUUCGAAAAGAUUUUAGCAUAACAAGAGAUAAUGGCAAAGAGACUUUUUCAGCAAAGGACAAGAAUAGAGAAGGACAUUUUCAAGAACGUGAAAAACGGUUGGAAAAAAUCCCUAAAGAUAUGGAUUCUAGAUUGAAAAGCAGUUUUCUUGACAAAGCAGUUCAUAAUCAAGUAGAAGAAACAUUACGGACGCAGUUAGCGCCACAAACUCCAGAAACUAACUUCAGGGAGUCUAGCUACCUAUUUUCUAGUAAGGAAUCUAUUGGACAAGAGCUGGGGAAUUCCUUUGCACCAAAUAUUAGAAUUAAGGAGGAGCCUUUGGAUGACGAAUAUGAUAAAGCUAUGGCCCCACAGCAGGGACUAUUAGACAAAAUUAAAGAUGAACCUGAUAAUUCCGAGGAGUACGGCCAACAGCCAAAAACUCAGGAAGGGGAGCUGAAAAUCAGUGCUGUAUUUUCAGUCAGUGGCAGUCCUCUUGCUCCACAGCUGUCAUCAGGUUUCCAGCCUGCUGUGGCAUCCUCUGGCAUGAGUAAAAUGCUUCCUUCAGUUCCAACCACAGCUGUUCGGGUUUCCUGUUCUGGCUGUAAAAAAAUCCUGCAGAAGGGGCAAACUGCAUACCAGAGGAAAGGCUCUACCCAGCUCUUCUGCUCCACACUGUGCCUCACUGGAUACACUGUUCCAGCUUCUCGCCCACCAGCUUCUACCAAGAAAACCUGCUCAAGCUGCUCAAAAGACAUUCUAAAUCCAAAGGAUGUAAUCACUGCCCAGUUUGACAAUACAAACUCCAGUAAGGAUUUCUGCAGCCAGUCUUGUCUUUCUACAUAUGAACUGAAAAGGAAGCCUGUUGUUACUAUUCAUACUAACAGCAUUUCAACCAAGUGCAGCAUGUGCCAGAAGAAUGCAGUGAUUAGACACGAAGUGAAUUACCAGAACGUUGUACACAAGCUCUGCAGCGAUGCCUGCUUCUCCAAGUUCCGCUCGGCUAACAACUUGACCAUGAACUGUUGUGAGAAUUGUGGAGGGUACUGCUACAGUGGCUCUGGUCAAUGUCACGUGCUUCAAAUAGAGGGACAGUCAAAAAAGUUCUGCAGUUCAACAUGUGUGACAGCAUACAAGCAGAAGUCAGCUAAAAUAACACCUUGCACACUGUGUAAAUCUUUGAGAUCUUCAGCCGAGAUGAUAGAGAGCACAAAUAACUUGGGAAAAACUGAACUGUUUUGCUCUGUUAACUGCUUGUCAGCAUACAGAGUGAAAAUGGUUACUUCUGCAGGUGUUCAAGUUCAGUGCAACAGCUGUAAAACUUCAGCAAACCCUCAGUAUCACUUGGCUAUGUCAGAUGGGAGCAUACGCAAUUUUUGCAGCUACAGUUGUGUAGUAGCUUUUCAGAAUUUGUUCAACAAGCCUGCAGGAAUGAACUCCUCAGUGGUACCUCUGUCGCAAGGUCAAGUCAUUGUAAGCAUUCCCUCGGGGGCAACGGUAUCGGCAGGUGGCACCACCUCGACUGUGUCCCCCAGCUCCAUGAGCAGUUCGGCUGCAGCUGGUCUACAGAGGCUGGCUGCCCAGUCCCAGCAAGUCACUUUUGCCCGCCCUGUUGUAAAACUCAGGUGUCAGCACUGUAACAGAUUGUUUGCAACCAAACCAGAACUGCUUGACUACAAGGGUAAAAUGUUCCAGUUUUGUGGGAAGACCUGCUGUGAUGAAUAUAAGAAGAGGAGCAGUGUAAUGGCAAUGUGUGAAUACUGCAAAAUUGAGAAAAUUAUCAAGGAGACAGUGCGAUUCUCAGGCGUAGAUAAGCCAUUCUGUAGUGAAGGUUGUAAACUGCUCUAUAAACAUGACUUGGCUAAGCGCUGGGGAAACCACUGUAAAAUGUGCAGUUACUGUUUACAGGCUUCCCCCAAACUGGUCCAGAAUCACUUUGGGGGGAAAAUGGAGGAAUUUUGCUCAGAGGAGUGCAUGUCCAAAUUCACAGUUUUGUUUUACCAGAUGGCAAAGUGUGAUGGUUGUAAGAGACAAGGUAAACUCAGUGAGUCCAUGAAGUGGCAAGGGGAGAUCAAGCAUUUUUGCAAUCUGCUUUGUAUUCUGUUGUUCUGUAAUCAACAAAGUGUUUCUGACCCUCCACCUCCAAACAACACAGCAAACCUUUCUAUGGCACCAGCUUCCUCAUCAGGCCCUCCUUCUUUGAGAAAGGACUCAACCCCUGUCAUAGCAAAUGUGGUGUCCCUUGCAAGCACCCCUGCUGCCCAGCCUACAGUUAACUCCAACAAUGUUUUACAGGGUGCAGUCCCUACUGUGACAGCAAAAAUAAUAGGAGAUGCUAGUACUCAGACAGAUGCCCUAAAGCUGCCACCAUCACAACCACCUAGGCUUCUAAAAAACAAAGCAUUAUUGUGUAAGCCAAUCACACAGACUAAGGCCACCUCAUGCAAACCUCACACACAAAACAAAGAAUGCCAGACAGAAGAAGUUCAACCCCAAAUCAUUGUGGUACCUGUUCCUGUACCAGUGUUUGUGCCAGUACCCCUUCACCUCUACACUCAGUACACACCAGUUCCACUUGGGAUGCCAGUACCUGUACCAGUUCCGAUGCUCUUCCCAACUACCCUGGAUAAUGCUGAUAAGAUCAUUGAAACUAUUCAGGACAUCAAGGAAAAGAUUCCCACAAAUCCAUUUGAAGCUGAUCUCCUUCAGAUGGCAGAAAUGAUUGCAGAAGAUGAGGAGAAAGAAAAAACACACUCUCAUGGUGGAUCUCAAACAUCUGAGCAUGAGCUCUUCCUGGAUCCCAAGAUAUUUGAGAAAGACCAAGGUAGCACUUACAGUGGAGAUCUAGAAUCUGAAGCAGUGUCCACUCCACACAGCUGGGAGGAUGAGUUAAAUCACUAUGCCUUACGAUCAAAUGCCCUGCCAGAACCAGAUCCAGAACUGAAGCAGUUCUCCAAAGGUGACGUGGAACAGGACCUGGAGGCAGAUUUUCCAUCAGACUCAUUUGACCCUCUCAGUAAAGGACUGGGUUUGCAUUCACGUUCACGAGCAAGACGGAGACAUAGAGAUGGCUUCCCACAGCCAAAAAGACGGGGACGGAAGAAGUCUGUCGUUUCCGUAGAGCCCCGGAAUCUGAUGCAGGGCUCCUACCCAGGAUGCUCUGUUUCUGGGAUGACCCUAAAGUACAUGUACGGGGUAAACGCCUGGAAAAACUGGGUCCAAUGGAAAAACGCACAGGAGGAACAAGGGGACCUGAAGUUUUCAGGAGUUGAAUAUGCUGGACUCAGCUUGUGUCCAGAACUAUUAGGAAAUACUCAAGAUCUUUCUCUCACUCAGAAUUCCCCUGAGUCCAGCUAUAGAUUUCGUCCUGUGAAACUCAAAGAGGACAUCCUCUCAUGCACUUUUGCUGAGCUGAGUUUUGGCUUGUGCCAGUUUAUUCAAGAGGUGCGGAGACCAAAUGGAGAAAAAUAUGAUCCUGACAGCAUCUUAUACUUGUGCCUUGGAAUUCAGCAGUACCUGUUUGAGAAUGGUAGAAUAGAUAACAUUUUUACCGAGCCCUAUUCCAGGUUUAUGAUUGAACUUACAAAACUUUUGAAAAUCUGGGAACCUACAAUUCUUCCAAAUGGUUAUAUGUUCUCGAGAAUUGAAGAGGAACACUUGUGGGAAUGUAAACAGCUGGGUGCAUAUUCCCCUAUCGUUUUGUUGAACACACUUCUAUUCUUCAACACCAAAUACUUCCAACUAAAGAAUGUCAGUGAGCACCUGAAACUAUCCUUUGCCCAUGUUAUGAGACGCACCCGAACUCUGAAGUAUAAUACUAAGAUGACAUAUUUACGUUUUUUCCCACCCUUUCAAAAACAAGAGGUAGAAUCAGAUAAAUUAUCUGUAGGCAAAAGGAAACGCAGUGAAGAUGAGGAGAUUGCAACAGCAGUGGAAAUGGCUGAAAAUACGGAUAAUCCCCUGCGAUGUCCAGUCCGACUUUAUGAAUUUUACUUAUCAAAAUGUUCUGAAAGCGUGAAGCAGAGAAGUGAUGUAUUUUACCUUCAACCUGAGCGCUCCUGUGUACCCAAUAGCCCCAUGUGGUAUUCCACAUUGCCAAUAGACCCAGGAACCUUGGACAUCAUGUUAACACGUAUUCUUAUGGUGAGGGAGGUACACGAAGAACUUGCCAAAGUCAAAUCAGAGGACUCUGAUAUUGAGUUAUCAGACUAACUGAAGUGGGGUAUUUUCCUUUGAAUACGCAUCAGAAGCACCAAACUGUGAAUACGUCCAGCCUUUGGAAAAUGUGUAUCAAAUAAGCCGAGAUGAUGUCACCUACAGGCACAUUUUGAACCACAGUGGAUGUACAAACUGGAACUGGAAGGAAGCAAGCUGUGUAAGCUGCAAGAAACAACGUCCUGUGGCACCGAUAAAUCCUCUGAACAAAUUCAAGAUGAACUAACCUAUUUGAGUGGUGCAUAAAUCCUUUAUCUGUUUAGGAUUUUAAAAAGUUGUGAGAUAUUUUUAAGGAAAAUGGUUGUGUAAAAUCUACCAUAACAAUGUUGGGCAUGGAGAGCUAGACUGUGGCUCACGUGACUUUUCAGCCUGAUGGCUGGCAGUCCUUGCUGCCAAAGAACACGUGGAGAUCCUAGAGCUCUUCACGAGGCCAGGAGAGAAAGGGGUGAUAUUUAGACAGACACCUUCCGUUAUAAAUGCACGUACAGAUACGCUUUUAUAAUUUUUUUGAAACUGGGAUCAAAUGUUAAGAAGGCAGAAGCCGCUGGCAUGUCUGCCAGGGAAGCUAUCUAAAUGGACAACUGUCUGGCUGCCGUUAAAUGGUCACACGAUGCCAGAAUCUAGCUCUCGGUCCAGGCUAAUACCAACUCUAGCUCUGUUCGGUCUUCGACGUGGAAGAGGUGCUGUAGGUCAAACUUCAGAGCAAUCAUGUUACGGGAUGAACGUUUCUGGGGUAUGUACAGGAGAGUGACUGUCCUGGGGUAUGUGCAGAAAAUCCCUUACCUAGCCCAGUAGCUCUGCAGUCUGUCGAUAUAAUCUAGCAAAUACUGUGGUGCGCGGAAAUUUUUUUUCCCUUAAGGCAGCUUUCCUUUCUCCUCUUUCCCUACUCCUAUGUUUUUGGUUAUUUUAUAAGGCAAUUCUGGAGGGCCUUGGCAUUUCAAAUGAAAGAUACAUGCACUCUUUCUCUUUCCACCUUUGCAACGCGUGCAGUGUUGUACAAAGGAUGCAGUAUUACUUUUGACAACAGAACUGUGGUAGAAAAUUACCAUGUGUGUUUUUUUUCCCACCCUACCCAAAGAGAUUUAGUCAUAGUGUUGGAAAUCGAAAGAGAUUUUUUUAAGGCUUGGCUGUUACUGCGUCUUUUUGAAGAGAAGAGCUCCCACAUUGUGUUUAGAGGACAGGACAUUAUCAGAUACUGUCUGUAUCCCCAUUUUCUCAAACUAUAGAUAUGUGUUUCUGAUGACCAGUGGUCACAAAUUCAUUGGAAACCCAAACUAUUUUUAAAGAAGAGAAUUGUAUGGUUUUUAUCUAGCUCUGGUCAGUUAUCCAUCUUCUGUAACAGGGGUCUGAUAUUUGAUCUUGUCACUAAAAUUUCAAGAGAUGAAAAUCAACAGCCUUGAAUUAUAUUUCCUUUUUUGUUUUGUUUUGGUUUUGUUUUUUAAUUAUUUUUUUAGCAGUAACAAAAGUAAUUUAACAAAAAUAAAAUCAGAAAGUAGUCUAUUGACGUUGUGUACUCAGUAGUCCUGUCCCUGCCUGUAAGAGAUUUCACUGAUGUAUUUUUUAAUACAGAAAACUAUGUGAAAAGUAAACCUGCCCCUGAUUCUGUCUGAUCAAAGCC
This is a messenger RNA of Gavia stellata (red-throated loon), 6213 nucleotides long. RefSeq names its product zinc finger MYM-type containing 4 (gene ZMYM4). The record is from RefSeq and is a predicted model, not a curated record. The coding region runs from base 54 to 4592 and encodes 1512 amino acids. NCBI's taxonomy places the organism in Eukaryota, Metazoa, Chordata, Aves, Gaviiformes, Gaviidae. The transcript has 29 exons. Gene Ontology annotation, molecular function: zinc ion binding.